This is a messenger RNA of Abrus precatorius (Indian licorice), 1500 nucleotides long. Its product is annotated as probable polygalacturonase. Bases 67 to 1500 code for a protein of 477 amino acids. The transcript has 6 exons. Gene Ontology annotation, molecular function: polygalacturonase activity. NCBI's taxonomy places the organism in Eukaryota, Viridiplantae, Streptophyta, Magnoliopsida, Fabales, Fabaceae. Gene Ontology annotation, biological process: carbohydrate metabolic process. The record is from RefSeq and is a predicted model, not a curated record.
UCUUUAUCUUUGUCCUCGGUGCCUCUAAAGAAAACUGAAACAAACAUCAUAGUCACAGUCAAAACCAUGAAGCCGUGUCCAAAACUCAGUAACUCCUAUGUUUUUGGGGUUAUCAUAACAGUUUUGUUAUUGGGAUUACAAGGAUUGAGGGUUGCUGAAUCCAGAGUAUUUGGUAGAUUGGAUGAGCUUGAGUACCCAGCUAUCAGUUGCAGGAAACACACUGCGGUUUUGACUGAUUUUGGUGGUGUUGGUGAUGGCAAAACAUGUAACACCAAGGCCUUUCAAUAUGCAAUAAGCAAUCUGAGUCAUUAUGCACAUGAUGGGGGAGCCUUACUUGUUGUUCCACCAGGGAAAUGGCUAACAGGAAGCUUCAAUCUCACUAGCCAUUUCACUCUUUUUCUCCAAAAAGGAGCUACCAUUCUUGCAUCCCAGGAUGAAUCAGAGUGGCCUACACUUGCUGUGCUACCGUCAUAUGGAAGAGGAAGGGAUGCUCCUGAUGGAAGGUUCAGUAGUCUAAUUUUUGGAACAAACCUCACUGAUGUUAUAAUCACUGGUUUCAAUGGGACAAUUGAUGGGCAAGGAUCUUAUUGGUGGGACAAGUUCCACAAGGAUGAAUUGAAACUCACAAGGCCAUACAUGAUUGAGAUUAUGUUCUCUGAUCAAAUUCAGAUAUCAAAUCUCACAUUGAUCAAUUCCCCAUCUUGGUUUGUCCAUCCAAUUUAUAGCAGUAAUAUUGUAAUUCAAGGGUUGACCAUUAUCGCACCAGUUGACUCUCCCAACACAGAUGGAAUAGACCCAGAUUCUUGUACCAACAUUAGAAUUGAAGAUUGUUAUAUUGUAUCUGGAGAUGAUUGUGUUGCUGUAAAAAGUGGUUGGGAUGAGUAUGGAAUCAAAUUUGGAAUGCCAAGCAAACACAUAAUAAUUAAAAGGCUUGAAUGUGUAUCCCCUGAUAGUGCUAUGAUUGCAUUAGGCAGUGAAAUGUCUGGUGGAAUCCAAGAUGUUAGAGCUGAAGACCUCACAGCAAUCAAUACUGAAUCGGCAGUUAGAAUCAAAACUGCAGUUGGUAGAGGAGCAUAUGUUAAAGACAUAUUUGUUAAAGGAAUGAACUUGAACACAAUGAAAUAUGUGUUUUGGAUGACAGGUUCUUAUGGAUCACACCCUGACCCUGACUUUGAUCCCAAAGCACUUCCCAACAUUACAGGAAUAAAUUAUAGAGAUGUGAUUGCAGAAAAUGUCACUUAUUCAGCAAGACUUGACGGAAUUCCUAAUGACCCUUUUACAGGAAUCUGUAUUUCUAACGUGACUAUCCAUAGUGGGGCAAAGGCAAAGAAAUUGCAAUGGAAUUGCACCAAUGUUGAAGGGCUUACAGGUGAUGUCUAUCCUAAGCCUUGUGAAUUGUUGCCACAGAAGGAAGAGAAAAUUGAGUGUCCUUAUCCAGAUGAGGAAUUGCCCAUUGAAAGUGUUCAGCUGAAGACUUGUUCCUUUAUUAAAUUCUUCUGA